GACAGCCACUUGACCCCUCCAUGCCCAUCGCUUAUUCAGUCUCCAACGUGAUAUGUCCUGUGGCUUUUGGGCACUGGUUUGCUCUUGAAGAUGAACGGUUCCAGAAGCUGAUGGAAGCCAUGGAUUUUGUCAUAAAAAAAUUAAGUAGCUUUUGGCAUAUC
This is a messenger RNA of Podarcis lilfordi (Lilford's wall lizard), 161 nucleotides long. The record is from the annotation of a GenBank genome assembly. Lineage: Eukaryota; Metazoa; Chordata; Lepidosauria; Squamata; Lacertidae.